GCGGGAGGGCGGCCGGCAGGACGGGCACGGGCGAACAUGGCGGAGGCCUCGGCGGCGGGCGCGGGCGCUGCCGUCCCUCCGCACCGCUUCUUUUGCCACUGCUGCAAGGGCGAGGUCAGCCCCAAGCUGCCGGAGUAUAUUUGCCCCAGAUGUGAAUCAGGCUUUAUUGAAGAAGUGACUGAUGAUUCCAGUUUUUUAGAUAGUGGUGGCAGCGGGAUAGACGACAACACUUCUACGCAGUUUGCAGAGCUCUGGGACCAUUUGGACCACACAAUGUUUUUCCCAGACUUUAGACCAUUUCUAAGUAGCAGUCCACUGGACCAAGACAUUAGAGACAAUGAACGGGGUCAUCAAACUCAUGCAGAUCUUUGGGGACCAAGCAGGCCACCCAGACUGCCAAUGACCAGGAGAUACCGAUCCCGGGGGAGUUCUCGGCCUGAUAGGUCCCCAGCAAUUGAAGGAAUCAUUCAACAGAUCUUUGCAGGAUUCUUUGCAAACUCAGCAAUUCCUGGAACCCCCCACCCUUUUUCAUGGAGUGGGAUGCUGCACUCCAAUCCCGGGGACUAUGCCUGGGGUCAGGCGGGGCUUGAUGCCAUUGUCACCCAGCUCUUGGGGCAGUUGGAAAACACCGGGCCUCCCCCAGCUGAUAAAGAAAAGAUCACAUCCCUUCCAACAGUGACAGUAACUCAGGAACAAGUUGAUACGGGUUUAGAGUGUCCAGUGUGCAAAGAAGACUAUGUCGUUGAAGAGAAAGUACGACAGCUACCUUGCAACCACUUCUUUCACAGCAGCUGCAUUGUGCCAUGGUUGGAACUGCAUGACACGUGUCCUGUUUGCAGAAAGAGCUUAAAUGGUGAGGACUCCACUCGGCAAACACCAAACAGCGAGGCUUCUUCGAGCAGCGGCUAUAGCAGUGACAGCCAACUUCAUGACCCAUGGACUUUCUGAAGCUCAAGACCCAUUGAGCUGGGGCCGUGGUAGUCUUACUACAAAUGUACAUUGUAUAAAAAAUAGUAUGUGGCUAUAGGAACUUCACCAGAAUCCCGACCCAUAAUAUUAAUGCAACGAGUGCUGUCCCUCUCCAAAUUUAAAGUUAGCAUUUACAGAUGGAAUUGUAUCUACAUCCGAAUGCCUCUUAUUCCUGAAUUCAGAGUGAUGACUUGAUUUUAUACUUGUGAAACUUAAUUAUGUGUCUCUUUCAGAAUGAAAUAAAUUCCUUAAAGGUCUA
Molecule: messenger RNA, 1228 nt
Organism: Monodelphis domestica (gray short-tailed opossum)
Lineage: Eukaryota; Metazoa; Chordata; Mammalia; Didelphimorphia; Didelphidae
Gene: RNF115
Product: ring finger protein 115
Biological process (GO): ubiquitin-dependent protein catabolic process
Cellular component (GO): nucleus
Molecular function (GO): ubiquitin protein ligase activity
Source: RefSeq, a predicted model, not a curated record